AUGGCCCAGAUUAAGGUCACAUUCACCACGACCGAAGAUGGCUUCGAAUUGCCUGAGAGCAGGAGACAACUGCUUGUCCCAGCCGACAUAAAACGCCUCGGCCUCUCCCGCAUCCUCAACUCCGAAUCCAUGCUCGACACGCCCCAGCCCGUUCCCUUCGACUUCCUCAUCAACGGAACCUUCCUGACCUCCACGCUCGAAGAGUACCUCGAGAGGGAAGGCCUGUCCUUUGAGACCAACAUCACCCUCCAGUACGUCCGCAGCUUGAUCCCUCCGCAGUACGAGGCUUCCUUCGAGCACGACGACUGGGUCAGUGCCGUUGACGUCCUGUCCAGCUCCUCGCCCGCGGGUGUGUGGUCCGUCGACAGCUUCACGGCGGGCCACGACAGAAUCCUGUCCGCCUCGUACGACGGCCUAUUAAGAAUAUGGAACGGCUCGGGAGACGUCAUCGCCACCUCGCCAGCGGGCAGUCACGGCGGGCACAGCGCGAGCGUCAAGGCAGCCCGGUUCCUCUCCAACAGCCAGAUCGCCUCCGCAGGCCUCGACCGCACGGUGAGGGUAUGGAAGUACACCGAAGCCGGCGACCAGUCUUCCGGCGAGCUCAAGCCCACCCUCGAGCUCUAUGGGCACAGGUCGACCAUCGACUCGCUCGAGGUUGACGGCACCUCGCGGCGCAUCCUGACCGCGUCCGCGGACGGUUCCAUCGGCCUGUGGUCCACCUCCAAGGCUUCCGCGCCCCAGGCGCCGGUCGAGCUGCUGCCGGGCAGCACACAUGCGAGCAAGCGGCGGAAGCUGGCGAGCAGUGUGUCCGCACCACAGCGAGGAGCGCUGCACCUCGCGGCGUUCCACAAGGCGCCGGCCACGGCGGCUGUGUUCGACCCGCGGGACUUGACUGUCGCGUACAGCGCGGGUCAGGAUCACGACCUGCACACUAUUGACCUGACGACCAUGGUUAAGGUAAACACGAUACCGGCGUCCAGCGCGCUGCUGUCGCUGUGCGCCGUGCCUGGCCCGAGCGGGAGCCCAUUGCUGGCCGCCGGCACGUCCUCGAGGAACGUGGUGCUCGUAGACCCGAGGGAGUCCCAGGCCAGGACAUCGGUUAUGACGUUGCGAGGCCACGUGAACAAGGUUGUCUCGCUGGCCAGGUGUCCAGAGAACGAGCACUCUCUCGUCUCGGGCUCCCACGACGGGACUUGUCGCAUUUGGGAUUUGAGGAGUGUUAGGCCUGCCACGAAGAACGAGGAUGGCGCCGCUGGCGGCGGUGUCAGCGAGGCCGUGUACGUGAUUGAGCGAGAGACCAAGGGAGGCAGGAAACGGCCGCUGGCGGGAGAGGGCUGCAAGGUCUUCAGUGUCGUGUGGGAUCAGACGUGGGGCAUCGUGAGCGGUGGCGAGGACAAAAGAGUGCAGAUCAACAGAGGAAGGGACAUUAUUGCGUCAUGA
Messenger RNA from Cryphonectria parasitica EP155, 1440 nucleotides. Its product is annotated as WD40 repeat-like protein. The record is from RefSeq and is a predicted model, not a curated record. Lineage: Eukaryota; Fungi; Ascomycota; Sordariomycetes; Diaporthales; Cryphonectriaceae. Gene Ontology annotation, molecular function: protein binding. Bases 1 to 1440 code for a protein of 479 amino acids. The transcript has 2 exons. Gene Ontology annotation, cellular component: preribosome, large subunit precursor. Gene Ontology annotation, biological process: ribosome biogenesis.